UCCGCUACUCUGUGGAUGCGAUGGAUCGUGCAGCAAGAGGAGGUCAUCUCGACGUCGUCAAGUUUCUUUGUCAACAGGGCCAGAAAUGCACAACGGAAGCUAUUGAUGGUGCUGCAAAGGAGGGGCAUUUAGAGGUUGUCGUCUGGCUUCAUCGAAACACAAGUGCUGGGGCAACCAAGGCAGCGAUGGUGCGAAACGAGAUAUUGCCUUGUUUGUCUUUCGCUUGACUAUCCAGUUGGCAAUGCUUGAGCUUAACACACAAACGUUAUCAAGCACUUGAUGCGUCCUCUCAUUCUGCAGGACCUGGGAAUGACGAGACAUUUUUUGCUAUGUGACAGUACAACACGUUUGGAGGACUCACAAGUGAUCUGGCUCAUACUUGCAUUUCUUCGCUCAACUUGAUAGAAUGACCUGGUAUUGGCACUGUAUGGAGCUGGCACUGGUGUUGCUGCUGCUGCUACCACUACUCCUGUUGUUGUCGCAUAGGAUUAUGCUGCUGCGAACGGUUUUUUGCCAGUGGUGCAGUGGCUGCAUGGCAACAGGCGUGAAGGAUGCACGGUCUCGGCCAUGAAUUGGGCCGCGGAGAACGGCCAUUUAUCGGUGGCACAAUUUCUGCACCACAACAGGCGCGAAGGCUGCACGACUGCCGCUUUCGAUCGCGCCGCGAUGAACAACCAUGUGCACGUCA
Molecule: messenger RNA, 688 nt
Organism: Ectocarpus siliculosus
Lineage: Eukaryota; Phaeophyceae; Ectocarpales; Ectocarpaceae
Source: the annotation of a GenBank genome assembly